GAAAAUCUGCAAGAAGAUCAAAAGAUAAGAGCUUUUAUCAAAAAUUAUGUACAAAAAAAUAGAAUCAAACCCUCGGCUACCGAGGGAAUUGCAAGUAUAUAUAUUAAAAAAAGACUCGAUCUAAUCCAAGUCAUAAUAUAUAUGGGAUUUCCAAAAAUAUUUAUGGAAAAUAGCCCACAGGGAGUUGAAGAAUUACAAAAAGCUCUACAAAAAAAAUUAAAUUUUGUAAACCGAAAACUGAAUAUUGCUAUCACAAAAAUUGAAAAACCGUAUGGAAAUCCUAAUAUUCUUGCCGAAUUUAUAGCUGGACAAUUAAAGAAUAGAGUUUCCUUUCGAAAAGCAAUGAAAAAAGCUAUUGAAUUAGCUGAACAAGCAGAUACAAAAGGAAUUCAAGUACAAAUUGCGGGACGCCUUGACGGAAAGGAAAUUGCACGUGUGGAAUGGAUAAGAGAAGGAAGAGUUCCCCGACAAAACUAUUCAAGCUAAAAUGGAUUAUUGUUGUUAUUCAGUUCGAACUAUCUACGGGGUUUUAGGCAUAAAAAUUUGGAUAUUUUUUGAUGAAGCUCAAUAAAAUUUUAUUCAUUCUUUUUACCUGUAAUACCAAGCGGCCCAUUUCACAA
Cuscuta epithymum is the source of this 620-nucleotide messenger RNA. The record is from the annotation of a GenBank genome assembly. NCBI's taxonomy places the organism in Eukaryota, Viridiplantae, Streptophyta, Magnoliopsida, Solanales, Convolvulaceae.